UAUUCUCAAGCACAACGUUCACCCAAUUUCACCUCACCUCAUUAAGGUUUGGAAUAUGCAUAACAUUACAUUAUGUUCAUUUGUGCCAGAGCAAUUGUGCUUUAUUAACCCUGUUGACUUCUGCAGUUGUGUGCAAACAAAUUAAUUUUCCAAUUACAGAGUUAUAUCCCGACUUGUUGAAGUCCAGGCCGAAGCCAACUGAUGGAAUUGACUCCGUGAUAGUGGUAGACAAUGUUCCUGAAGUUGGACCAGAAAGACUGGAAAAGCUGCAGAAUGUUAUCAGGAAGUUGUUUUCCAAAUUUGGCAAUAUUGUCAAUGAAUUUUACCCAGAAAAAGACGGCAAGACAAAAGGGUACAUCUUCUUGGAAUACACAUCCCCCCUGCAUGCACAGGAAGCGGUGAAGAUGACUAAUGGUUAUAAGCUGGACAGGAUGCAUACAUUUGCUGUCAAUCUCUUCUCGGACUUCGACAGAUAUGAAAAUGUUCCUGAGGAGUGGACUCUACCAGAACCAAAGGCGUAUCAUGAUCCUGGCAACCUUCGCUACUGGCUGCAGAACAAAGACUGCCGUGACCAGUACAGUGUUAUCUACGAGGGAGGCGAGAAAACCGCAAUAUUCCUCAACUCUGGGGCUGAGCCAAAUUUGAUUGAGGAAAGAGCGAGAUGGACUGAGACAUAUGCAAGAUGGUCACCACAGGGAAAUUACUUGGCCACUUUCCAUCAGAAGGGCAUCGCUCUGUGGGGAGGGGAGAAGUUUGAACAGAUCAUGAGGUUUAGCCAUCCUGGUGUCCAGCUGAUUGAUUUCUCACCAUGUGAAAGGUACCUGGUGACAUUCAGUCCCCUCCAGGACAGCCACGAGGACCCCCAGGCCAUCAUCAUAUGGGAUAUCAGGACAGGCCAGAAGAAGAGAGGUUUCCACUGUGAGAGUCAGGGCACGUGGCCCAUCUUCAAGUGGAACUUUGAUGGCACCUACUUUGCCAGAAUUGGCCAGGACACAAUCAGCGUCUAUGAAACACCUUCAUUUGGUUUGCUGGACAAGAAGAGUUUUAAGAUAGACUCUGUCAGAGACUUCUCAUGGUCCCCUAGCGACAACAUCAUUGCCUACUGGGUUCCCGAGCAUGAGAACGUUCCAGCUCGUGUGACAGUGAUUGACAUCCCUGGGCGUAACGAGCUGUGCGUCAAGAACCUGUUUAAUGUUGCCAGCUGUAAAAUGCACUGGCAGAAGAACGGGGACUUCCUAUGUGUGAAGGUGGACCGCUACUCCAAGGCCAGGAAGGUGGACGACAAGGAUCAAGUCAAAUACAGCGGAAUAUAUUACAACUUUGAGUUGUUCAGGAUCAGAGAAAAGCAGAUUCCUGUUGACAAGGUGGAACAAAAGGAGAUAGUCCAUGCCUUUGCCUGGGAACCUAAUGGAAACAAGUUUGCUUUCAUCCAUGGUGAAUCUCCCAGAAUAUGUGUGUCGUUCUACAUGCUGCUCCCGAGGGGAAAGGUGGAACAUCUCAAAACACUGGAGAAGCGUGUUGCCAACCAUUUGUUCUGGAGUCCUACUGGACAGUUUAUUAUUCUGGCUGGUUUGAGGAGUAUGAACGGUGUCCUUGAGUUUGUGGACACUUCUGACAUGACGGUGAUGACACAGACAGAGCACUUCAUGGCCACAGACAUCGAGUGGGACCCCACUGGUCGCUAUGUUACUUCAGCGGUCAGCUGGUGGGGCCACAAGGUGGACAAUGCCUACUGGCUGUGGAACUUCCAAGGGAAUCUGCUGGCCAAGCAGCCAAUGGAGAGGUUCUGUCAGUUGCUAUGGAGACCAAGGCCACCGUCCCUGUUGACAGAGAAGAUGAUUAAGGACAUCAAGAAGAACAUGAAGAAAUAUUCUCAGCAGUUUGAAAAUGAGGACAUUUCUAAGAAACAAUCUGCUUCAAAGGAGCUGCUGGAGAAGCGCCACGCCAUGAUGGAAGACUUCCAGCAGUACCGUGCCAAGAGGACUGAGGAAUAUGAGAACAACAAGGAAUUGCGUCUAGCUCUCAGGAAUGGCGUAGACACAGAUGAGAUCUACAGCCACGAGGAUAACAUGGAGGAGGAGGUUAUUGAAUUUUUGCUUGAGGUCGAAGAAACUGUCGUGGAGGAGUAGACGGUCAUCCCGAGCCCAGUAUACACUCACUGCCCGAGGCGGCCAUCUGUGACAGCCAUCUUUGGCGACCUUAGUGUCAUCCGCUGCUGUUUCCUGAGGACAUCGUAUAGGUUGAUAAUCUGACUGCACUGUGCCUUGGCCAUUGUUGACUGUUCUCAGGAGCUGCUGACAGGAACCUCAUAGGUUCUAUACCUGGAUUGGAAUUUUCAUUUUAAGUUUUGUCAUUUUGCAUUAUAAUCAAAGCUUUGUCAGUCAUUUGUGUAGGUGGUUAAGAUGUUACUCAGAUGCAAUUGUAUAGUUUCCUGUAUAUAUGCUGCUGUUGGGUGUCAUGUACAUACCACCUCCCCCUGUAUCCCCCUCAUUGUGCUAUUUGGACAUUUUUCUGGCUAUUUCCCGGUUCCAUACCGGAUAUUUAUGUUAAAGUUAUUUAGGAGUAUACACUUAUGCAUGGUCACUUGCAGAAUCUUUGUUCACCUAACAAAUAAGAUGAUAAAAUGGUUUAGAAUUA
This is a messenger RNA of Haliotis rubra (blacklip abalone), 2637 nucleotides long. Its product is annotated as eukaryotic translation initiation factor 3 subunit B-like. The transcript has 17 exons. Lineage: Eukaryota; Metazoa; Mollusca; Gastropoda; Lepetellida; Haliotidae. Gene Ontology annotation, cellular component: eukaryotic translation initiation factor 3 complex. Gene Ontology annotation, biological process: translational initiation. The record is from RefSeq and is a predicted model, not a curated record. Gene Ontology annotation, molecular function: RNA binding; translation initiation factor binding; translation initiation factor activity. The annotation marks the transcript as partial.